ACUCCUCUCUAAAAAGGAACCCAAAGGCAAAGAGUUCAAAUCAGGAGGGAACGGAUUAAAACUUUGACUUGCUAUCAAAGAGAGAGAGAGACCACUUUGGGCGCGGGAAAAUGUCCGUCGAGUCCCUCAGUCGCCUAUAAAAACCCUAAUUCCCCAUCAAAGCCCCAACAAAAAUCUCGACCCUCUCUCUAUCUCUCUCUCUCUCUCUCCAAAUUCACGAUCCCCUUCUCCGUCCCUCUCAUCGACCGAUCGGCGCCCUAAAAAUGUUUCGAUAUGCCGUGUUAGAUCCCUCUCGAAGAACCUAGGGUUUUGUUCGUCUUUUGUGGCGCAAAUCAUGAGUUGCUCGUAAAAUCUCUUACAAAGUUUUCGUUUGCUCGUAAAGACUUGAUCUUGACGGUUGCAGAGAGCGAGGAUUUUGUUUUGUUUGUUGAAAAUGGCUGAUGUGUUUGAAGAGGAAGCAGAGCCCACGGUUUCAAUCCACGAGUACCUCAAAGGCGUCGAGGAACAGGAAUUGGAAGCGGAUUUGGUUUUGGGUGGUGAUGAUGGCAAAGAGUGCACUUAUACCAAAGGUUAUAUGAAGAGGCAGGCAAUCUUCUCAUGCUUGACCUGCACCCCAGAGGGAAAUGCUGGAGUUUGCACUGCAUGUAGCUUGUCUUGCCAUGAUGGCCACGAGAUUGUGGAGUUGUGGACCAAGAGAAACUUUAGGUGUGAUUGUGGAAACUCAAAAUUUGGGGAGGUCUUCUGCAAGCUUUUCCCAAACAAAGAAGUAGAAAACGUGGAUAAUGCAUAUAACCAUAACUUUAAAGGUUCAUAUUGCACAUGUGGUCGCCCCUAUCCUGAUCCAGAAGCUGAGGAACAAGUAGAAAUGAUUCAGUGCUGUAUCUGUGAGGACUGGCUUCAUGAGGAGCAUAUUGGCCUUGAGUCUUCUGAUGAGAUUCCAAGAGAUGAGGAAGGAGAGCCGUUAUAUGAGGAUUUUAUUUGCCCAGUUUGCUCAGAAGCUUGUUCUUUCUUGACCCUUUAUCCUCAAACUAUUUGGGCAGUAAAGCAGCAUGAUGUUACUAAUGCAACCAAAGACAAAAAUGUGUUGGAAGAUGUUCCUUCAGCUUGCGGAUCCUCUGAGAAGCUUGAGAAUGUCAUAUCUUCUUUAGAAUCUCCCAAAGUAAACUGUCUAUUGCCUACUGCUACAUCUGAAGUGGUUUCUAAUGGGAAGGGUAUACUUGCUGUAGAGACCUCUGAGAAAGAACCUGAUUCUAUUGAACAAAUUCAGGGUUCUGGUCCAAGUACCGUUUGCGUUCUUGGAGUCGAUCUGGUUGGAGCUCCACCUGCUUUAGAAAAGACUAAACCGAUGUUUCUCUCUAAAAACUGGAGAGAUGUCCUCUGCAGGUGUGAUAAGUGUGCAAAUUUCUGCACCCAAAAGGGAAUCGGUUUCUUGCUUGACAAGGAAGAUUCAAUUGCAGAGUAUGAGAAAAUGGCAAAGCAGAAGAGGGAAGAGAAGUUGCAGCAACAGGAGGGUGUUGAGUUGAACUUUCUGAAUAAUCUUGGUCAUGUGGAGAAAAUGGAGAUCCUGAAUGGUAUUACAGACAUGAAGAAUGAGAUUCAUACUUUCCUGGAGUCCUUUGAUGCAUCAAAGCCAAUAACAUCUGAAGACGUCCACCAAGUUUUUGAGAAUCUCGCCAAGAAACGCCGGAGAAUGUAAGUCAUCCCUAGAUCUGUACUAAAGUCAUGGAGCUAGUCCAGGUUCAGAAAAACCUAGAAAGCAUACUUUUGAGUGUUUUCUGAGGAUUUCUUAAAACUGCUGUACUCUUAUGUAACUGUUAACUUCAGUAACCUUAUUGUGCUUUACUCCUAUUUAGCUGCUAGUAGUCAAAUAUUUUUGAAAAUGCUUAUGGAACCCCUUUGAUGCC
Molecule: messenger RNA, 1904 nt
Organism: Rhododendron vialii
Lineage: Eukaryota; Viridiplantae; Streptophyta; Magnoliopsida; Ericales; Ericaceae
Exons: 5
Coding region: 434-1696 (420 amino acids)
Cellular component (GO): cytoplasm
Molecular function (GO): zinc ion binding; ubiquitin protein ligase activity
Source: RefSeq, a predicted model, not a curated record